Molecule: messenger RNA, 1401 nt
Organism: Fonsecaea nubica
Lineage: Eukaryota; Fungi; Ascomycota; Eurotiomycetes; Chaetothyriales; Herpotrichiellaceae
Exons: 4
Coding region: 1-1401 (466 amino acids)
Source: RefSeq, a predicted model, not a curated record
AUGACAUAUCUCAACAGCCUCAUUGUUUUCAACUUGAUUUUGCUCUUCAUUUGCCUUGUGCAACCCGUCGACUCCAUCAUUCACCUCCCACUGUACAGGAGGGGAGGUCGCUUCUCGAGCCACGAGUCCGCCAACCUCACGUAUCUCUCUUCAAUCCUCGAAGCCGCCGAAGCGAAGUACGGCCUCAGCUACCGGGCUAUCGAAGGAAAUCGGCUUGUGCGGAGAUGGCACGCCAGCAGUUUCGAGGAUGAAAAUGAUCCGGAGGUGGUUGAUGUCGUCGGAGGGGCGAAUCGAUGGUAUACGACGGUCGAGGUGGGCGCGCCAAGGCAGAAAUUGGAAGUCGACAUUGACAUGCUGAGUCCUGAUUUCUACACCAUCACGACGGCGAGCGACAGCGGUGUCAAGUACAACGCGUCUGCAUCGCGAAGUCACGGAAUCCGCCACGGCAGAGCGCACCCAAUCUGCGCCCGCGCCAGCGACGAAUUUCAUUUGUCCCCGAAUCUGCCAGCGCUUCGACUCGAGUUCCCCGCAUGCGCACCAGCAAAGGCAUCUCGACAGAGCCUCGCACGCUCCGGCACGUUCCUCGGUCUCGCACCACACGUGGGAUCUCUUGCACGAUUGUCCUCUCCUCCGCUCCUGACGCAGCUCAGAGAGCAGGACGCCCUGCCGAACAAGGUCUGGUCGGUCACCUUGCUGGACACGGAGACCGGGAUCCUCACCCUCGGCGGAACCAUCGCGAAAGAGGUCGAGGAAGCAAAAAUACGCGGAGAUGUCGAGCUGAAGCACUUUGGCCAGGCUGGGAUCACGUCGGAAUGGGUCAGUGAGCAGGUCCAGGCGCAGUUGCAGGCGAUGAUGCCGACUGAGGUGCCGUGGGAUCGACAUUUCAAAUGGACCGAAGUGCAAGGAGCGGCGGGCUGGUGGAUGGCUUUGAUGAGGGGUGUAUGGAUUCACGGAGCAAAGAUCCUGAGAAACCAGCCCGUCAUCUUGGACAUCAACGUCCCCUUCAUCCUGGCCCCUCCCAUCGCCGCCCAACGCUUCUACGACUCGAUCGGCGGCACGAAACGCCUCCCGGCCCCCUUCGAUGUCUUCUUUGCCUUCCCCUGCUUCAACCAGGUCAAUAUCGCCCUUGAGAUUGCCGGGAUGAACAUCCCCGCCAUGCAAGGCCAAGGGACUUGGGAAGACGGGCUGCACGGUCCUACGGGCGGCAGGUUCAGCCUGGGGAAAUUACAAGAUGGGUCGGGAUACUGCGUGGGCAGCGUGGUGGAGACAAGGAUGGGUCAGAGAAGAGAAGGGUUCGAAAGCGGCAUGAAAGACGUGUGGGUAUUGGGCGAACCCUUCUUCCGCGGACUCGGGGUCACAUUUGACAUGGACAAAGAGAGGGUAGGGGUUAGGGUCUAUUGA